GAGGAUUAUUUCCUGAAAAUUAACAUACUGAGUGAAACAUAAUAAAGGUGACCUUAGUAGGCCCGGAGUCACUCGCAAUAGUCCAGUCAACAUGCAUCUCUUGCUGCUGCUGUCCGCAUCACUAUGUCCAGCCCUGGUUUUGGCAAGACCACAGGGUAUGCUUCAAGCAUCUGCAUCAGCUGGAAACCCCAAUAAUGGACUGUUUGCAUCUGCAUCAAUACCUGUUCCUUCUGAUUCUGAUGAAACUCCUGAAACUGAAUCUGCAGAUGCAACUAAACCUGUGGAAAGUGAAUCUGCUGAUCCAUCUCAACCUGCUGGAACUGAACCUGCUGGUGCCCCUGAAUCAGUAGAAACUGAAUCCACUGAUGAAGCCUCUCAACCAGUAGUAGACUCUGAAUCUGCUGAUCCCUCCCAACCAGGAGAAACUGAAUCUCCUGAUGUCCCUGAAUCAGUAGAAACUGAAUCCACUGAUGAAGCCUCUCAACCAGUAGUAGACUCUGAAUCUGCUGAUCCCUCCCAACCAGGAGAAACUGAAUCUCCUGAUGUCCCUGAAUCAGUAGAAACUGAAUCCGCUGACGAAGCCUCUCAACCAGUAGUAGACUCUGAAUCCGCUGAUCCCUCCCAACCAGGAGAAACUGAAUCUCCUGAUGUCCCUGAAUCAGUAGAAACUGAAUCCGCUGACGAAGCCUCUCAACCAGUAGUAGACUCUGAAUCCGCUGAUCCCUCCCAACCAGGAGAAACUGAAUCUCCUGAUGCCCCUGAAUUAGUAGAAACUGAAUCCACUGAUGACGAAGCCUCUCAACCAUCAGAAACUGGAGUUGUUGAUGCCCCUGAAUCAGUAGAAACUGAAUCCGCUGAUACCUCUCAACUAGCAGUAACUGAAUUCACAGAUGGUUCUGAUAUUGGUGUAACUGAAUCCACGAUGCCUAUAAUAGUGUUGUAACUGAAUCCACUGAUGUCCUCUGAACCUGCUGCAGUGUCAGAAACUCAAUCCGAAGCAUCUGAAACUGGUGAACCUCGUAUGGGCUAACUAAAUUCACUAAACUUUCUUAAACAAAAGCUGUAACUAUAAAACUUGAUAACUCCCUUGUACCUCUGCAGCCCUGUGGAUGUUUUGUGAUAUUCAAAAAUGUAAAUAUUUUAAUCCCUAAGGUUUACUACAUCCACCAAUUACCAGUUCCUAUUUCAACAACUGUUGAAUUUAUGUCACCUUUAGAUUAUAAAAAUAAAGAGACCAUUACGUCAA
Molecule: messenger RNA, 1246 nt
Organism: Homalodisca vitripennis (glassy-winged sharpshooter)
Lineage: Eukaryota; Metazoa; Arthropoda; Insecta; Hemiptera; Cicadellidae
Product: sporozoite surface protein 2-like
Exons: 2
Coding region: 92-943 (283 amino acids)
Source: RefSeq, a predicted model, not a curated record